Molecule: messenger RNA, 1107 nt
Organism: Sturnus vulgaris (Common starling)
Lineage: Eukaryota; Metazoa; Chordata; Aves; Passeriformes; Sturnidae
Source: RefSeq, a predicted model, not a curated record
AUGGGGAAGCCUCAGCUCCUUGCCAGCAGCCAGGUGCUGGCACGGACAGACGCACACGCCAUGGGCUUCCCUGGCCUGCUAGGAACCUGCGGGCUCCGAGCUGUGGUGCCUGACUACAACCUCAUGAAUUAUUACUAUGGCAAUCUGGCUUAUGACUACGGCUUGACACGCAUCGUGGGAGGCUCAGAUGCCUUGCCAGGGACCUGGCCCUGGAUUGUCAGCAUCCAGCACCCUUGGGUGCCAGACCUGGGACAUUGGUGUGGAGGGUCUCUCAUCAGCACGCAGUGGGUCCUCACAGCAGCUCACUGCUUCGACAAGAUUGAUAAUAUCAGCAUGAUGUCCGUGGUGAUUGGAGCCACCCAGUUGUCUCAGCCGGGCCCUGGGGCCGCAGUGCGCAGUGUCAAGCAGGUGGUGCUACACCCAUACUACAAUCCUGAUGACAUGAGCUAUGAUAUUGCCCUGAUGGAAUUGGACCAACCUGUCCAGUGCAGCCCUAACAUCCAGCUUGCCUGUGUGGCUCACCCCACUCUUAAAGUGUCAGAGCUGCAAAACUGCUGGGUGGCUGGCUGGGGUUCUACUGCUGCUAGAGCUCAAGAUUCAAGUGAUCGCCUCCAGGAGGCCAGCGUCAAGCUCAUCAAUGUCCAGCUCUGCAACAGCAGUGACUGGUAUGCAGGGGAAAUCCACACCCACAACUUGUGUGCUGGCUACCCAGAGGGCAACAUCGACACCUGCCAGGGUGACAGCGGUGGUCCUCUCAUGUGCCAGGACAACAACGCUGACUACUGGUGGGUUGUUGGAGUAACCAGCUGGGGAAAAGGCUGUGCCAGGGCGAGGCAGCCUGGAGUCUACACCUCAACUCGGUACUUCUAUGACUGGAUCCUGGCCUACACAGGCACAUACACAGUUGGAAGGGAUUCUCCAACAUCACAAGGCUGGAGUCAUUUUAUGACCCCCCACCAAACAAUUCAGAACCCAUGGCCAGCACGACCCCCCCCAACACCAUUGGGUGAGGUUAGCUCCUGCCCAUUUCCACUCAACAAACUGGUAAACUUCUUUACAAAGGUGAAGAAACUCCUUCAACAGGAUCUUGGACUGAACACAGUUUGA